UCUUGACGCAUUGUCCUGUUCCUUGAUAACGACCACGGAGCAACCCCCGACUAGGUUUCCCACGGUGAACAACGUGAUUUGCCGACGAUGGUUACGUUGAUUAAUGGAUAUUAAUAAUGUUCGCCAUUGUUGCCGCAAUAAAUUGUGAUUUUUCGUCGCGGUUAGCUGGGACGUGAAUAAAAGGUGAUAAUUGAUGCAUCGCUCGCUUGGACGAGAAACGAGGGGUUGAAGGAGGAGAAGGCAGCUUUUCAGGCAGGUAACGCGCGAGCGCGCACACGGAUACAUUCGCAUCCUCCUGUAUUUUGACUAGGGUGAGAAUAGUUGAGGUACCAUUCCCUUCGUGGUUCAGUGAGCUCCGGUUCCGUGCAUUCAUCAACAAUAAGCCGCAGCAACCCCAAACACACUCCUCCCUUUCCUCCUCCUUUUCCCAAUCUAUGUGUAUGCAUGCACAGUUAUGAGUAGGUCCACGUGUUUAUGUAUACGCGUGUGUGUUUGUUUGUGUGCAUGGAUGAGUGUGCAUCGUAGGUUGUGGAACGCGUUUGGAAUACAUAAAUCAGGUGCGCCAGUCUGCAGACUGCUGCCAGCCAUAUCACUUGGCACAACGGCUAUGAAUGAAUAGAGCCGUACCUGAAUUAUCGUCCGCCUUUGCAAAUACUGAGAGAACGCUUGUGCACGUUCCACGACGACAACGGGUAAGCAAGUGUGGUUUUACACCUUAAUCUUCAAGCGUUGGAUAAAAAUAUGAUAAAGAUGAGCCUGCUAAUGUUCUUUUACUUUCAUGGUUAAUGUUUUUGCUAAAUUCGUUUUCAAAAAAAAAAUAUGCUUUAACGUGUCAAUUUUUAGAAAGUAUUAAAAAUUGAGUUAUUUUCGAUAAAAAAUAAUUGAUCUUAGUUCGGAAUAGAUCGUGUUACCAUUUUCUUUAAUAUCUAAUGACAUUUGUAAUGACGUUUGUAAAAAACUAUUUAUUUUUAUUGAGAUUAUUGAGCAAGAAGUGCGAUACAAGUAAAAAAAAUUACCGCAAAACGACUGUAUCAGUUCUAGAAAAAGAACAAACUAGAAACACGUUGGAAUCUUUUCGAUCACGUCGUUUCAAACGAAUCCUUCGAUUUCCGAAAGAAAUGCAAUUUAUCUUACGUUAAUCUUUCUCCGAGUAAGCCAGGGUGAAGGAGGAGGAGGAGGAGAAUGAGAGGGAGGAGGUGAGCAUUCCUUGCGCCGUUUUUCUCUACCUUUUUUUUCUUUUUAUUCGUUUUAUCUGAGAAUAAAACAGUUAAGAAGUGUUCGUACGAUUUCACGAGGACGAGGGUUCGAUGUUGAGGUCUCGAUCACUUUCGUAUGAAAGUUUAUUGUCUCACGGAUACUCGCAAGAACUACAUAUACAUCGUUGAAAGAAUAGAAACAGAAAUAGCAAAAAUUUUAGUGUUUCGCGGUAUCGUAUCGCUUGUACUAAUACUCAUUUUAUGUUAUUAACAAUCGUUUUUUCCUAUUCGAAUGUCGUUAAUUUCGAAUGAAUAUUAUAUAUAAUAUAUAUUUUUAUUAUGUACAAAAUUUAAUUUCAAGAGAUGGCAGAUCUCAUCUAUUUCAAAAUACUUUAGAUUAGUUUCUUAAAAAGUUUAACCUAUGCGAUUUUGGCUACAAAUCGUUGAAGUAUCGCUACAGUCGACGAACGGUAAACCACAUUCACACGUAUAGCUCCGUUAUUUGUUUUAUAUAUGCUAUCUAUCGGCAUUUUAGUCGAUAAAUAUAUUUAGCAACGUGCGCACGAGCAAUUCCUAUCUUUUAUUUACGUAUUAUUUCACGAAGCGAACGGUUUUCACGGCAGAUCGACGAUGAAAUAUAGAGAAACAUGGUAUCGUUGCUUUCAAGAUUAAUCGCCAAUACUAAAACUUUUCAAGACGUCAAACUUUUUCGGAGUAUCGAAAAACUUCGAUAUUCGCAAUCUCGUUUUAAUGCUUCGGAAAAGCAUACAAUAUGCAUUUGUCCCGAGCCGCCAACUUAUAUUACUCGCUUGGCAAUGCCUGUUGAUUAUGACAAUGUAAUAAAUUUCAUGUGCAGGACUUAUUUUAAAGAGGAGCCAAGUAUUGUAAAUAUCGGUCUUAGUAAUAUAUCACCAACAGCUUUCAUGUUGAAGAUCUUGCAAGAGAACCUUAAAAACGGCAUGACGAUAAUCGCAGAAAAUCAACUCCGUUGCAUAAUCGGUGCUGCUGUAAACAUUUGUUCAUGUCCGUGGGAACCAAAAAAAAUUAAGGAAUAUGCGAGAUGUUGCGAGGAAGAGAGUCUAGUGCGCGACCUGAUAGAGUUUUAUUCUUAUGUAUCUCUUAAGCCAGAUGUUUGGAAUCGUUAUUGCGUUCACAAGGUGUUUGAGUGCAACUAUGUGGCGGUUGACCCAGAAUAUCGUGGAAUGGGUAUAGCCAAGAAGCUCGUUGAAGAGAGUUGGUAUCUCGCACGAGAUUGUAGUUAUCGAUUGUUCCGUAUCGACUGUUCUAACAUAUAUACAGCUAUAAUCGCAGAAGGUUUUGGAUGGACUAAAAUAUGUACGAUACCUUAUUGUCGAUACGUCAAGAAUGACGAAAUGGUAUUCCAAAAUAUACAAGAACCUAAUACAGAAAUUAAAGUUUAUAUCGAUCAUGUCAAGUUUCUUAAUGCAUACCAUCUGCCAUAUAAAAGUUGUAAGUUCAAGUGAUCCGUUCGAAGAUAAACAAGAGGAAGAGAUAAUCUCUUUUAAAAAAUUAUCUAAGCUUCUUUAUUUAAUGUCUCACUGUUUUAUUGCUUGUAAUAUUUCGAGAGAUAAACUUGUUCGCUAGGUAAGAUGUAAUAAAUAUGUAU
This is a messenger RNA of Vespa crabro (European hornet), 2823 nucleotides long. RefSeq lists its product as uncharacterized. Gene Ontology annotation, molecular function: N-acetyltransferase activity. The transcript has 3 exons. Lineage: Eukaryota; Metazoa; Arthropoda; Insecta; Hymenoptera; Vespidae. Bases 1844 to 2680 code for a protein of 278 amino acids. The record is from RefSeq and is a predicted model, not a curated record.